Myotis myotis is the source of this 1200-nucleotide messenger RNA. RefSeq lists its product as uncharacterized. The transcript has a single exon. Lineage: Eukaryota; Metazoa; Chordata; Mammalia; Chiroptera; Vespertilionidae. Bases 19 to 1152 code for a protein of 377 amino acids. The record is from RefSeq and is a predicted model, not a curated record.
GCCAGGCUGGAUCUCAGCAUGGAGAGUGGGGAUCCUCUGGUAGAGGGGGACAGGGAACUACUCAUGGACAGUCAGGAGACACCUACAAACAUGGGCAGGCUGGUCAUGGGCAUUCCUCACAGUCAGGAUCUGGCAGAAGUGGAAGAAGGAGAUCUAGUCACAGUGAGUCCAGUGGCAGUGAAAGGCAUUCCGGAGGCUCACAAGGACACUCAGGGUCCAGUCAUGGCCAGGCUUACGGACAGUCAGGAGACACCUACAAACAUGGGCAGGCAGGUCAUGGGCAUUCCUCACAGUCAAGAUCUGGCAGAAGUGGAAGAAGGAGAUCUAGUCACAGUGAGUCCAGUGGCAGUGAAAGGCAUUCCGGAGGCUCACAGGGACACUCAGGGUCCAGUCAUGGCCAGGCUUACGGACAGUCAGGAGACACCUACAAACAUGGGCAGGCAGGUCAUGGGCAUUCCUCACAGUCAGGAUCUGGCAGAAGUGGAAGAAGGAGAUCUAGUCACAGUGAGUCCAGUGGCAGUGAAAGGCAUUCCGGAGGCUCACAAGGACACUCAGGGUCCAGUCAUGGCCAGGCUUACGGACAGUCAGGAGACACCUACAAACAUGGGCAGGCAGGUCAUGGGCAUUCCUCACAGUCAAGAUCUGGCAGAAGUGGAAGAAGGAGAUCUAGUCGCAGUGAGUCCAGUGGCAGUGAAUGGCAUUCUGGAGGCUCACAGGGACACUCAGGGUCCAGUCAUGGCCAGGCUCACAGACAGUCAGGACACACCAACAAACAUGGGCAGGCAGCAGGAAGACAAAAUCAUCGAUCAAGUCAAAGAUGGAGACACGGUAGCUAUGGAAGUGCAGGAUAUGACUAUGGGAAAUCUGGGUAUGGACCUUCAGGGGGUAGUCGAACAAGCAGUCACAAUUCUAGCCCUGUUAGGCCAAGGAACAGAACUGAAAACAAGCAAGUGUCAGUUCACAGUCAUUCUGAAUCUAGUUCAACUUUUAGGCAGGGAUCCCAUAAUAAUAGUAAAGUGCGUUCAGAAGAUUGGGGGAAACAGAUUAAUAAACAAUCAGGAUCUAGGCACAGACAGUCAGACUUCAAUACAAUUGAUAUACAUGGAUCCAGUCAACAGCAUUUCGGAGAUACAUCUUCUCAAGAUCAGGUAGAAUCCAGCAUAAGUUUAGCAAGACAGGGAUCAAGUCAUGGACAAUCCA